Symphalangus syndactylus (siamang) is the source of this 2150-nucleotide messenger RNA. RefSeq names its product putative GED domain-containing protein DNM1P46. The record is from RefSeq and is a predicted model, not a curated record. NCBI's taxonomy places the organism in Eukaryota, Metazoa, Chordata, Mammalia, Primates, Hylobatidae.
AGGUAGGAAAAUGCUCAAGGAUAACAACCAAGUAUCCGAAUUAUCUCGUGAGACUGAGAGAGAUGCAUAUGUGUGCAUGCUCGUGUUUCAGCUCAGAGCCCUUUGUCUAGAAGACUUUUGAACUCAGAGGCCCAGGCACUAUCAACUUGACUUUGCAAUGGAGCCAUCACUUUUGUUGAUCAAUGAAAUUGACAUAAUGCUCAUUUUUCUUUUUAGCACCAACCGUGUGCCGAGAGCUAACUGUGUCAAGAAGAGCAUGCUUCAGUUGGCUGGCGUGAGCAAUUCGACUUGUGGAGGAGUGAGAAAUGUUAGGGUUGAGACAAGAAACAUAAAACCCCAGGGUAAGGACAGCAAGGCCGAGGAGAAUGGCUCCUACAGCUUCAUGCACUCCAUGGACCCACAGCUGGAGCAGCAAAUGGAAACCACCCAGAACCUGGUGGACUCCUACAUGGCCAUUGUCAACAAGACCGUGUGGGACCUCAUGGUUGGUGUCAAGCCCAAGACUAUCAUGCACAUCACGAUCUACAACGUACAUGCACCGCCUCAUGGGGACCAAGGAGUUCGUCUUCUCAGAGCUGCUGUCCAACCUGUACUCGCAGGGGGACCAGAACACGCUGAUGGAGGAGUCGGCAGAGCAGGCACAGCGGUGAGACGAGAUGCUGCGCGUGCACCACAUGCUGAAAGAGGCUCAGCAUCAUCCGCGACAUCAACACGACCACCGUCAGCACAGCUACGGGGGCCCGUGGACGACUCCUAACUUCAGAUGUCGCCUCUGCUAUUCAGCCAAGGGGACCCCAGUGCCUGCUGGCCCGGCUGAGCUCCACUCAGCAAGCUCGCCCACCUCCCUUGCCAUGGACUCUCCCUCUUCGGCUUUUCCCAGCAGGAAGGGCCAGCCUCACCUAUGUGACCUGCAACCCCCAACAAGCUGAGGCUCCCCUCUUAGACUUGUAAGUCUAUAGCCAGUGGCAUCCAGCUGCCUGUCCUCCCUACCUCCCCCAGGGUCCCUUCAGAGGGUCCUGGGCUUUCUGACUGCCCAGAGGGGCUGCGGCGAUCACUCCAGCCAUCCAUCCCUUUUAGCUUCAUCAUCCUGGUUCAAGCGGUGUUCCUUCUCUAUCAGGCCUGGUGGAUGUUGCGCUGGGUUCCCAAAAGCGAGAGGUGGCCCGGGGCCAGUGAGUUUGAAGACAGGGUGACCAGAGAAGAGGGAAACUGGAGGGGGCUGAGCAUUGCUCUGAACGGUGGGUGCACUGCCCUGGGUGACCUGAAAGAGGCCAGUGUGUGUGGGGUGGGGAGGGCCGCUGCAGCCCCCAGGCACUAACCGUUAAGCUCUGGCUCCUCCCUCCGUCUUCCUUCCCUUUCCCUUCCAGCCCCACUUUCCCAGGAACCGUGCCACACCCGCACCUGUGCCCUCCCCUCCGCAGCCUUCCCACAGCUGCUGUGGCACACCUGUGCUCUGCACUUGCCUCAUCAGCUCUCUGCUCGCUUUUCUCUCUCCUGUUCCUCUCUGCUUUCUCUCCAACUGCCAGCUGAUUGGGUCAGGCAAGACCAUCCCAUCCUCAGAGCCCCAGCCCCCCCUUCGACCUCUAAACAGAUCCCUCAUCUUCUCAGAGACCUCCCUUUCCAAGCCUACCUGAGCGGCUGUUCUGUGACUUGACAGUGGCUGCCCCAGCCCCAAAUCCAAAGCCAGCCCCCUACAUCUGUGACUUAGUCUGUUGUAGUGGUGAGCUGACACACCCAGGUGUGACCACUGCUGAAAACUUGUGCCCCCUUUGUCAUAUGCCCCUGUCCUGUUCUAUAAAUAUCUAUAAAUACACACACACACACACACAUAUAUACACACACAUAUAUAUAUACACAUACAUCAACAUGUGGCCGACCGCCUCGUCUCUAGCGCUGGGAAUCAGUCACCGUGCUGUACUUUUGGAGUCUGUGGCCCAACAAGAGAAAGCUGUCCCCUGACAUUGCCCCUCCAAAGUGCACCACCUUCAGUGAGCCUCCCUGUCAUGCCCGGCCUGUGGACAGCCAGCCCCGCCAUCCCUCCCGCCCCCCACCAAGCAUGGGGGUGCUGUGCAGGCCUCUGUGUGGCCUGACAGUCUCUACCAGUCCUGCUGUCCCUCGGCUGAGAAUCAAACCCAUUUCUGGAUGGCGGGGAA